Molecule: messenger RNA, 1290 nt
Organism: Penicillium waksmanii
Lineage: Eukaryota; Fungi; Ascomycota; Eurotiomycetes; Eurotiales; Aspergillaceae
Product: putative oxysterol binding protein (Orp8)
Exons: 6
Coding region: 1-1290 (429 amino acids)
Biological process (GO): maintenance of cell polarity; endocytosis; piecemeal microautophagy of the nucleus
Cellular component (GO): membrane; intracellular membrane-bounded organelle; cytosol
Molecular function (GO): sterol binding
Source: RefSeq, a predicted model, not a curated record
AUGUCGUCCGCCCCCGUGGUCGAGAAGACCCCUGACGAUUCUUCCAAGCUGAAGACGUUCCUGUCUAUCCUGCGCAAGUUCGUGGGUGUGACAGAUAUCGCCUCUGUUCGUUUCUCGUUGCCGGCGCAACUCCUCGAGCCCCGACCUAAUCUAGAAUACUGGAAUUACCUGGAUCGACCGGAGACCUUUGCGAGCAUUGGCAAAUCCGACGAUGAGCUAGGACGAAUGCUCGAAGUGUUGCGAUUUUGGUUUACAAAGGAUCUGAAAUACAUCAAGGGAAAACCGUGCAAGCCAUAUAACUCGACUCUGGGUGAAUUCUUCCGCUGCAGCUGGGAGGUCCCGGACUUCGUCCCGGAGGAGGCCAAUCUCCCUGGCGUCGAAGUCAGCAGCGACAGCAACAGCAACAGCAACGGCACCUCGGACAAAGAUGACAAGGAAAAAGUCAAGAUCUCCUAUCUGACCGAACAGACAUCCCACCACCCCCCCGUCUCAGCCUUCUACAUCGACUGCGCCGAACGCGGCGUCACAGCCCGCGGCUUCGACCAACUCAGCGCAAAGUUCACCGGCACAAGUAUCCGCGUCAGCCCCGGCCAGCAUAACCUGGGCAUAUUCGUCAACCUCGAGAAGAGAGAUAAUGAAGAAUACCAAUUGACCCACCCCCACGCACAUCUCGGCGGUCUACUACGCGGCGCGCUCUCAGUCACAGUGACCGAUACAUGCUACAUGACCUGUCCCAAGACACGCAUGAAGGCGAUCCUGCAGUACAUGGAAGAAGGCUGGAUAGGUCGCACGCAAAACCGACUCGAGGGAGUGAUCUUCCGCUACGACCCUGACAACGAUAACAUCACCAGGACGAAAGACGUGAAGGAAAGCGACGUUCUUGCCCGAAUCAGCGGGUCCUGGCAUGGCAAGAUCUACUACACUCCGACAGGAUCCAAGGAGCCCAUUCUCCUAAUAGAUAUCUCGCCCCUCUUCCCCGCGGAGAAGAAUGUCCCCCCUUCCGAGACACAGUUAUCCAACGAGUCACUGAAGUUCUGGUCCGAGGUCACCGAUGCCAUUGUCGGCAAGCAGUUCACCGAGGCUACCAGGCUGAAGCAGGAUAUUGAGGAGCGUCAGCGCGCGCGCGCUACUGAGCGUAAGGAACAAGAUGUCGAAUGGAAGCCGCGCUUUUUCACCGGCGCGGUGACCCCGCUGGGUAAGCCUGAAUUGACCGAGGACGGACAGAAAGUCCUCGAGGGAAUUCGGUCUGGGAAUUAUGCGCUGGACGAAAGUGAAGUGCAGGGGGCAUAG